This is a messenger RNA of Amoebophrya sp. A120, 3517 nucleotides long. The record is from the annotation of a GenBank genome assembly. NCBI's taxonomy places the organism in Eukaryota, Dinophyceae, Syndiniales, Amoebophryaceae.
GGAAGACGAAGACGAAUAACUGCGGUCGUUGUAGCAACUCUGCAUCCAAUUGCAAUAAGUCCUACGGACUGCCAGUGCCAUCUCCAGAACGUCAGUACAUCGAAGUUCUUUUAUUAUCGCAAGGGCAAUAAAAUAAGUGAAAGUGCCACGUACACGGAGACACUAAGCAGACUUGUACGAGCAAGCCUGAUCCAAAAUGGCAAAAGUGAAGAGAAACAACAAAGGGAACAACAAGGGUUCCAGCAAAGGCGCCCCAAAGCCAGCAGCUCACGCCGGAACUACUACCUCCAAAGAGCAGGGCUACAGUGAUUCUAAUUCCUCCACGCCCCUAGUCACGCCAGUUGAGACACCUGUGACGGAGUCCACCACUUGUUUCGGUGUAUAUUCAGCUGGCGGUGUGAGCGACGCGAAAUUUGAUGCCACUAAGAAGCAAGACCGCAUGGAUAUAACCUGUUCAGGUGUUACAAUCUCAAACGUUACAAUAGAAUCUGGAAUUUGUGUUGCAUGAUGAGCAUGACAGACUCGCACAGCGUUCCACCUUUCGCAAUACAAAUUUCGCCAGAUUCUAGUGCGGAUUUGGCCUCCAGAACUUGUCAUGCGCAAUCCUGUGGGAGUAGGCUAGGUCAUGCACUCUUGCAUCACAGAUCACCAUAUUCUAUUGUAACGUUUGAGAUUGUAACAGCUGAGCGCGUUAUAAUGGAGAGCCAGAAACUCGUUCCGAUCUACCCAAAUGUGGCCAUAUCAAAAGUAAAAAUGUCUGGGUCUGGAAACUUGUGAUGCUGGGUGGCGUCUCAUGAUGAGGCUACGAAUACUGGCUCAGCAUGACAAGUUUCUGAGCUCCUAGGUGUUGCCUAUUCUGCAUGACAAACUGCAGCUCUGCAUCACAGAAAAACGGAGCUCUUGGGUAACGUGCAUGGAAGAUUUUAGAGUCAUGCCAGACAAGCAUGACAAACAUGAAUUCUUCCAGACCCAGACAUUUUUACAGUUGAUAGGCCAGUCACCCGUACAACGACGUACAGCAGGCGGAACAGACCACUUCGCCAGUUGUGGCGGGAAACAAUUCAUCGCCAGAUGAGAUGAUGCACACUGCCGAGGACGUGGACGCCGUCACCGGUGCCUACCUCGCCACAUCGGAAGCUCCUCCCAUAUCAGAGUGCACAACGACUGCCCCCCCCGCUCACUUGAGAGGCCUGGUGAGCAGCAACAGAAGCACCCGCGAAGGUGGGGGCUGUGCGUGAUAGACAAGUAACUUGUCACGACAGACCAGAAGUUGUCUCGUUUCUCGUUGCGAAAUUUGUCAUGCAGUAGACAGCGCCAGAACCAGAAGGCAAAGGGGAAGUUUUGGCAUUUUGCAUGCCAAAUGAGCGGCGCGCAGGGUUGUGCCCUCUCAUACUCCAGCGCCGUUGUCGACAAUGCGCACGAGAAGUUCGUAAAGGAAUGCGUCUCGGAACCACGAGCAGCAGCGGAUUCGACAUUUAGGUGGGGGAAUAGCUUAAUUCGCUCUUGUCGACGAUGAACCUUAAGCAACAAACCGUCUACAGCUUUUCGAAGGAGAUACAGAAACAGAUUCUUGACACAAACUCAAACAGUAUCAUGCGUACGAGAGCAAUCCUGAUUCUGAUUUAAUUUUUGAACCUGUUGAAGUUGCUGGCUACAACUUAUUUCCAUAUGCCACGUACAACUAACAGGAACUGGAUGGCGAUGUUCCGUGACAGCCCGCAGGUGGCGCAGACGGUCGCGAAGAGUUACGCAGCAGUCGUGGUGGCGCGAGAGAACCGGGUAACGCGAAUGCACGACCAGUUUUGCAAGUUGCUCUCCAAGCGAUUGGACGUGGAGGCCUUCUAUCGGACGGUGCGCGAAAAGUGUCGCGCGGAAGUGGUCAAGAAGUACCUGCAGGAGAAAUGGGAAAGCAACCGGGUUUUUGUGCAGGUAUCAAUAACGAAUAGUAGUGACAAGAGAUCUUCACGUACUGUUCGAGCUGUCAUCUUUGCCGAAGUUGAGUAGUACAUUUUUAAUCUCAAGAAGUACUGGUGUAGUACUAUUUCACGUUGCAUGUUUGGUUUCUUCUUAGCAAUGGCAAGUGAAACAGUGUACAUGACUCAUGAGCAUGACUUCUCAAACUCAUGCACUGUUUGUUUACCAUUCUCAGGAGAAGUGGGAGUCCCAGCGUGUAGCGGUGCAGGUCUGGGGCGAGGUCUGCAAGAAGCAGCAGGACGAGAUAUCAAAUGAAAAGUGCAACACUCUUAGAAAGAAUUUCUAAGUGUAGUUUGUAUUGCGAAGUAGUAACUUGAACUUCGACUUCUUCUCUUUCAUGUUUAUAUAGUUGUUAGGGCAUUAUUUUCUUCGCUAUGCAUUGGUUUUGGUCCCCGAAAACAAAAACUUGUGUUACGUAUGCAGGCACGGUGGCAAAUGGCUCCACAGAGCUAGAGAAGAUUGCUUCGCACGUAGAAACAUUCACUGAGGUUUCUGGAGUCUGUGCGCCUUUUAGUUUGAUACGAGAUCACGAAGCGGUUGGCGGACGCCGAGCUGACCAAGCGGUACUUUGUAUGCGAGUGCACAACUACGAACUCUCCCUGUCCCUUUCCCGCAUUUGUUACGGAAAACAACAAAUCCACUUCUUGCCUUGCUUGAAGCAUCAACAUCAUGUUAACAUCCAUGACAAUUUUUGAACACCAAAAAAAACGCACGACAAGCUGUGUGCGGGUUUGUCAUGCGGAGGCCUCUGUGGUGGCCUUGCAUCUAUUGCUGCUGCUCAUCAGCCUGGCAGUGGCAAAUAAAAACGGGGAGGGGAGCAGGUUGUACACUGUCAUACUUUGCCGGCCACGGCCAGAAAGCGGCCGCGUUUUUUGCUUUUCUCGCUGUCUUCGCCACCCGCUCGCGCGACCAGCGCCGCCGCGUCGUGUUGUUGUCCGCGUUGGGGUACCUGCUGUUCCAUUUCCGCGUCUAUCUCCGCAACAAGGCACAGGAAAUUGCCAAGCGCAACGUCUGGAAAACGCUGCUGAAAGGGGCAUCUUCUACUGUCGAAGCGUCGUGCGACGGUGUGGAGGGCGCGCUGCCGUCAAAAGUAGAAGCAUGAGGUGCAAUAUAUCCGAAUCGAUAACAACAUCUACUUACGAUAUACGUGGUUCCAAUUUUUUUUCAUCCCAAAAAUCCUGCUUGCUGCUAGACUGCGUGGUUCCUUUCCUAGGCAGAUCGCUCCACUAAGUACACGAACAAACGCAAUUUCCAUAAAUGCAAAGAACGCUGCAGGCUAUUUGAGUUAGAUAGCAUGAUUAUUUUUUGUAAGAUAUGAAAAAGAGGUGUGCUUGACGAGUGUGCUCUUCAAGACCACUUGUUCGACGACGUGGCUGCUUCUUUACAAAUAAUGUUUUUGAUGUAGAAUUUUUUUGGAAACAUAUCAAUAAAAUGUGGUCCGUUGUUGGAGAGCGAACUAUCGCGGCACAAAAUCAAAAAGUUUCAUCUUCGAAGCAAAUAAAUGGAAAGGCACCAUAACCCAAUAGCGACAGCACGAAGGCAC